This is a messenger RNA of Homalodisca vitripennis (glassy-winged sharpshooter), 7323 nucleotides long. RefSeq names its product protein slit (gene sli). The record is from RefSeq and is a predicted model, not a curated record. NCBI's taxonomy places the organism in Eukaryota, Metazoa, Arthropoda, Insecta, Hemiptera, Cicadellidae. The transcript has 34 exons. Gene Ontology annotation, biological process: axon guidance. The coding region runs from base 173 to 4270 and encodes 1365 amino acids. Gene Ontology annotation, molecular function: calcium ion binding; heparin binding; Roundabout binding.
GGAGCCGGCGAGCUCACCAGGUGCCCGUGGGCAUGUUCGUGUUCGGGGCUGACGGUGGACUGUUCUCACCGCGGACUCACACAGGUCCCCUAGGAAUCUGCCCAAGGAUGCCGAGAGAGUGGAUUUGCAAGGCAACAAUUUGACUGUUGUCUUCGAGACGGACUUCGAGGCCAUGUCCAGCCUUCGCAUUUUGCAACUGACGGACAACCACAUUCAUACCAUCGAGAAAGGUGCCUUCCAGAACCUCGAGUCUCUAGAGCGGCUGAGGCUCAACAACAACCAGUUGCGACAUCUGCCUGAUCUGCUGUUCGGCAGUAUGCCCCAUCUGAUCAGAUUGGAUCUGAGCCAUAAUCAGCUACAGAUGGUCGGCCGCAAAACGUUACGUGGAAUCCCGGCCAUCAAAACACUGCAACUAGACAACAACCAUCUCACUUGUAUCGACGAGGUCGCUGUCAGCAGCCUCAAGGAACUGGAGAUCCUGACCUUGAACAACAACAACCUCACGUCGCUCCCUGAGAACCUCUUCGAGGACCUGUUCCGGCUGAGGACUCUAAGGCUCUCCGACAACAAUCUGAUCUGCGACUGUCAUCUCUCCUGGUUGGCGAGGUGGUUGCGGCGGUUCCCGAGGUUGGCGCUCUACACAAGGUGCUUCUCGCCCACCCAACUCAAGGGUCAGAACGUCGCUGACCUCCACGACCAGGAGUUCAAGUGUUCCGGACUGGUAGAGCGCCCGACAGGAGAAUGUCAGACCGAACCUCAGUGCCCACAUCCUUGCCGCUGUGCUGACGGCAUAGUCGACUGUAGGGAGAAGGCUCUUACUAAAGUCCCUGACCAUCUACCGGAGGGCACCACCGAACUACGACUCGAGCAGAACGACAUUUCGGAGAUCCCUCCCAAAGCUUUCUCCUCCUACAAACGCCUCCGGAGGAUAGAUUUAAGCAAGAAUCAGAUAUCAAAAGUAGCAGUGGAUGCGUUUCUUGGACUAAAAUCCUUGACGUCUUUGGUGCUCUAUGGCAACAAGAUUAAGGACCUUCCCGGUGGGGUGUUUCACGGCCUCUCUUCCCUGCAGCUUUUGCUCCUGAACGCUAACGAGAUCUCAUGCAUUCGUAAAGACACCUUCAAGGAUCUCCACGGACUGAAUUUGUUAUCGCUGUACGAUAAUAACAUUCAGUCCUUGGCAAAUGGGACGUUUGACACGAUGCGCAGCAUUCAGACUCUGCACCUGGGACGCAACCCCUUCAUCUGUGACUGUAACCUCCGCUGGCUGGCAGAGUACCUCCACCGCAACCCCAUAGAGACUUCUGGAGCUCGCUGUGAGACUCCCAAGCGCAUGCAGCGGCGCCGCAUAGAGGCGUUGCGGGAUGAGAAAUUCAAAUGUAAGGGUGUGGAAGAGUUUCGCACGAGGUUUGCAGGAGACUGUCUCAUCGACAGCGUGUGUCCCAGCGGCUGCUCUUGUGACGGCACUGUGGUAGAUUGUUCUGCACGGGGAUUCAAGGAGAUACCCAAGGACAUCCCCAUGUACACCACGGAGCUGUUGUUAAAUGAUAACGAGAUAGGUCGCAUCAAAUCAGAUGGCUUGUUUGGUCGCUUGCCAAACCUUCAAAAGCUGGAUUUACGGCGAAAUCAAAUCACUGGUAUAGAGCAGAAUGCUUUUGAAGGCUGCGCCCGACUCUCUGAACUACUUAUUGCUGAGAACAAAAUUAGAGAAGUGCACAACAAGAUGUUCACAGGUCUACACAACUUGAAAUCUUUAUCAUUGUAUGGAAAUGAAAUUACUUGCGUUAUGCCUGGCUCUUUUGAUUUUUUGGCUGCUCUUCAUACACUGAACUUGAUGUCAAACCCAUUCAUCUGCAACUGUCACCUAGCGUGGUUCGCGGAGUGGGUGCGCAAGCGAGAACUGAUCGCAGGCAGUCCGCGGUGUGCUGCUCCUACCAGAGUCAAAGAUGUGGCCAUACACGAGUUACCUCCACACGAAUUCAAGUGCUUGAAUGAGAACGACCAAGGGUGUCUGGGAGACAACUACUGCCCACCCAAGUGUUCCUGCACAGGCACGGUCGUCCGCUGCAGUCGUGCCAAGCUCACUGAGAUACCGAGAGGCAUUCCUGCAGAGACUUCUGAACUAUACCUGGAUGUGAAUGAAAUACAAAGCAUUAGACAGGACAGGAUCAGUCAUUUAAAAUCCUUAGUGAGAUUGGAUUUGAGUAACAACCAGAUCAACAUUCUGUCCAAUUUUACGUUUGUCAACCUCAGCAAACUGGAGACAUUAAUCAUCAGCUACAAUAAACUGCAGUGUAUAGAGAGAGAUGCCUUGGCCGGACUGAAAAUGUUAAAAAUACUAUCUCUACAUGGAAAUGACAUUUCUAUGGUACCUGAUGGUGCAUUUUCAGAUCUUCACGCUAUUUCUCAUUUAGCUCUGGGGUCCAACCCGCUGUACUGUGACUGCAGUCUGCGCUGGCUGGCUGAGUGGGUCAAGAGAGACUACGUGGAGCCCGGCAUCGCGAGGUGUGUGGAGCCGCCCAGCAUGAAGGACAAACUACUCCUCACCACUCCUGCAACAUCCUUCCAGUGCAAGGGCCGAGUGAGCAAUGAGAUCCUGGCGAAGUGCAACGCCUGCUUUACGUUCCCGUGCUCCAACGAGGGUGUGUGCGAGCCACUGCCUGAGCGUCAGUACAACUGUCGCUGCUCACCCGGUUACCAUGGCAACCACUGUCAGUACAUGAUCGACGCUUGCUAUGGCAACCCCUGUCGCAACUCUGGCACCUGCAAGCUGCUGGAGGAGGGCAGAUUCAGCUGUCACUGCGCUCCCGGCUACACAGGUAUCCGCUGUGAGAGCAACAUCAAUGACUGUCUGACCCACAAGUGUGAGAACAAUGCUACAUGUGUGGACCUCGUGUUGGCGUACGAGUGCAAGUGUCUGCCUGGCUACAUGGGUGAAUACUGUGAAAAGAAGAUUCCAUUCUGCACGAAGGAGUUCAACCCUUGCAAGAACGGUGCCACUUGUGUGAACCACUUCACUCACUACACUUGUGAGUGUAAGCCUGGGUUUGCCGGAGAGAACUGCACUCAGGACAUUGAUGAUUGUCAGAACCACCUGUGUCAGAACGGAGCCUCGUGCGUGGAUGGGAUCAAUGACUACAGUUGCAAGUGCACGGGAGACUUCACCGGCAAGUUCUGUGAGAUCGCUCCCAUGGUGGCUAUGUUGUACCCUCAGACAUCUCCUUGCCAACACCACGACUGCAAGAAUGGCAUUUGCUUCCAGCCCAUGGGCUCCAAUGACUACAUCUGCAAGUGUGCUCCUGGCUAUACAGGAAAACGCUGCGAGUACCUGACCAGUCUGAGUUUUGUCCACAAUACCUCGUUCGUAGAGCUGGAACCGCUGAGAACCAAGCCAGAAGCGAACGUCACAGUGAUAUUCUCCACCACUCAGGACAAUGGGGUCAUCAUGUAUGAUGGGCAGAAUGAACAUCUGGCUGUAGAGCUGUUCAACGGUCGCAUCCGCGUCAGCUACGAUGUGGGAAACUAUCCGGUAUCCACAAUGUACAGUUUUGAGAUGGUAGCUGAUGGAAAGUACCACAUCGUAGAAUUGUUGGCCAUUAAAAAGAACUUUACACUGAGGGUGGACAGAGGUAUGGCUCGUUCCAUCAUCAACCAGGGAGAGCAGGAGUUUCUGCGACUGACCUCUCCUCUCUUCAUCGGUGGCAUCCCUCCAGAACCAGGGCAGAACGCUUUCUCUCAGUGGCACCUCCGCAACCUGACUAGCUUCAACGGAUGCAUGAGGGAGCUGUGGGUGAACCACAAGCAAGUGGACUUCACGAAUGCAGCUCGUCAGCAGAAGGUGACCCCAGGGUGUUCGCUGCUCCAGGACGAGGAACAGAUGGUGGAGGAGGAAGGGGGAAGAGCAGACGAUGAAGAGGAGGAGGAAGAAGAUGAUGAUCCCUGUCUGAACAACCAGUGUCGCAGAGGAAGUAAGUGUGUCGCCAAGAGACCGGGUGAAUACGUGUGCAAGUGUCAACCAGGCUGGAGUGGCAAAUAUUGCGAACAGGCACCGACUUGCCGCAAGGAGCAGACACGAGAGUAUUACAGCGAGAACGGCUGUCGCUCACGCAAACCCGUCAAGAUGGCCAAGUGUGAGGGUAGUUGCGGUUCCAGCUGCUGCCGUGCACGCAAGACCAAGCGACGCAAAGUGCGUUUAAUAUGCAACGACGGAACACGAUACACGAAGGAUGUGGAGAUCGUGCGCAAAUGUGCGUGCACCAAGAAGUGCUACUGACUAUCAGGCCCCUCCCACUCCACUCACGUAGCCCUGCCUCACGUCCGACUCGAGCCCCCACUGAUGACAGAGGCCCACUUCCACUGGACCACCACCAAUAGAUUCUUCUUUUAUUUUGUAUAUAUUUCCGUUGUCAGUAGCUUAUUUAUUAUCGUGAUGUGGUCGCUGUGUGUUUGUCUGUUUCUACUCCUUCCGUAGGAUCGGUUCCCUUGCAAGACAGCCUGCUGACCUGACCUGACUUCACCUCGCUAACAGACGGAAACCUUUAUUUUUGUCGAUAACACAAACUCCUGUAGCCUACGUUUAGAUUAGUUUCACCGUAUGCUUAAAGCUGUGAUAUGUCUCGACGUGCUGUUACGUGCAUUCAGUAUUCAGUGCAACGGUAUAAUUUCCUGUACUACAUUGCGUUCAAUUUACUACAAAAAUUCUUCAGCGUAUCACUUUUAAACUUACUUCGGAAAAAACUACAUUUUGUUUUUAAAAAAAAUCUGAAAUGGCACUUUCUAUUUUAUAGUUACUAAACUCUUGGAUUUUUACACAAUUUUAAGGAUUACUUUUAAUCUAUCGAUUAUAGUAGAUAUAAUGCCCCUCUUUAGUUACAUCUUAAAUCGAUUGAAGUAAUAUUUUUAUAUGAAAUAAUAUCAAGUGCAUGUUAACUUUAAAAUAAAUUUGUGUGACUUAUUCCAACCACUUUGAUGCAAUUGACGCUAUGCAUACUAAAUACAUUUACAAAUAUAUAUACAUUUAUUUAAAAUAAUUUUUUAUGAAUACUUUGCUUGCCUUUUAUGUUAAAAAUAGUAAGUAUGUAUGGAAAAUAUUUUACUUUGAGUUAAACCAGUCAUGAAUUAGUUUUAGAAUAUUAAAUUAAAGAACAAAAGUUUGACUAAAAUUCCCCUAUCAUGCAUGCUGCCAUUCAGUAUUGUACACAAAUAAUGUAUAGAAUUUUAUAAAGUAAUAAGCCUUGGUCUGUUUGUGUUCAAAUAACAAUUACACAAAUUUGAAACAAAUUGAAAUUAGGUAACAGACCAACAACUUUAUUUUAAAAAAAUGUAUUAAACCGUGAAUUUCUAUUAGUUUUGUGUUUUAGUACACUAAUUCAUCAGGUAGUGAAAAAUUUGAUUGUUUAGAAAAAGGCUUCUUAUAUAAAAGAUAAUUAGUUUGAUAAUUGGAUGGUUCCACUAAAAUUUGCUGUUAUCAGAUAUGAAGAUUAAUCAAUAGAUAUUUUGAUUCAAUAAGUGAACUUAUAUUUUAAACCACGAAGAUUAAGGUAGCAGGCUGGAUUGUAUUGGAAUGAGUAUAUCGUACGGUUUUAUUUGUAUUAUAUUUUUAAGGCAAACCCAUUGUUAUGAAAUUAUAUCUAGAUAUUUAUUUAUUGAGGACAUUAUUGUAUUAUUAUAAUUACUAUGAAAAUAUGGUUUAGCCUGUUUGUUAAUCAUUGUGAAAAUUAUUUAUUGCUUUUUAGUCGAACACCGGGGAUCAUUUAGCACUAGCUAUGACAGAAGUGUAAAGUUUGUACCGUAGUUCUGUUGUUAGUGGGUGAUAUUGCUGCGUCAAGAGUUGACAAGUCGGGUGGAGUGAUGACACAAGGAGGGGCCUUUAGUUAGCACCGUAGUCCGUACCGUUGUCUACCAGUUCUGUACAUACUUGGACAUGCUUCAGUGUUGCAUGAUUAGCCGUAGGUUUUGUACAGUCUAAGCCAUGUCCCACUAGGGGGCACUCUAUAUAUAUAUACGUACUUUAUUUUAUGUGUGUUGUGUUUAUUCAGACUCACAUAUCUGUGUCCGAUAACAAAUAACAAGGAGUUAUUUUAUUAGAAUGCCUCUCCUCCAGGUCAGCUUGUACCCACAGGGUUAUCCUUACUGAGGUUUGAGCUGUAUGAAAAAAUUAUACAUUCAAAUCAUUCUUACAUGCAAUUUAAUGAUUAUUUGUACGUUAUAUAGAAAUAUCUUUCAAACAAAAUUUUAAAAUAUACAUAUAAUUUUUAUAGCAAUCUUUGUACUUCAUAAAUGUAUAAUACUGAAACAAAAAUCCUUUACUUUGCGGUAAUAUGAUUUUAAGUAAAAUAUCGUCAUUCAUUGCUGACGUUUAGUACAUUGAUAAUAAAUAUUGCACUAGUGAAAUAAUUUAUAAAAUUAUGUUACCCAAAUACCCAUCAUAAAUUAAUACUUAAUACUGUACCUAUAAUUUUAUAGUUCUUGUGCAUGUUUCUCUUUUAUUCGUUUAUCGGAUAUUCGAUGAUGUAAUAUUAAACUUAAUAUUUGUACAUCACACCUGAACCCAUUUUUUAAUACAAUUGUUGGCUAAAAACAGGCUACCUUGUAAAUGUUGCCGUUUAUAUCAUUUUUCUGUAAGUAUGUAUCCAUAGAAUUACAGAAUAAUCUGUUUUCCACAUUCGGUGCUCAGCUUUAGUAAGGUACCUCUAAAGGAACAAGCUGCCAAACAAAAACUUACCAUGACUGUUCCUAUCAGUUUUAAUGUAAUUUUAAAUACAAACUUAUCAUUACCACACAACAUACUUAAAAAUAUAGUAAAUCCAUGUAUGGAAAAUGUAAAGUACAAAUAAUAAAUAUUUAGAGAUUAUAUAGUUUGAUUUGAAACGAGUUUGAAUAGCUUUGAGUUUAUCAAACAGCCAUUUUUUUAUUUUUGUAACUUUAAUACUCACGUGAACAAGUUUAGUAUUCCUUCUUUGCAGAUUGUAUGUUUUAGUCAGAAGUUUUAAAAGCUUAGUAAUAAGUUGUACAGUUUCCUUUUAAUAUGUAUUAAUUUUUAACAGGGUGUAAGGACCCAAUUGUUGUCAUACCUAUAACAGUUUUAACAGUUUGGAUACCGAUGUGUAUUUCUGUAAAUCCUGUAGUUUUCGUAUAACACUAGUUAAGACAAUAGAUAACAAAGAUCAUGAGACUAGAAGGUUAUUUGAAGUUGUAUACUUAUUAAAAUUUACAUUGUUUAAAAAUAAUAUAUUAUCAUAGACUUAUCAUAAAUUUUUACAUGUGCAUUUAAAAUGUGAAAUUGUAAAUUGUUUUGAAAUAUACAGUGAACAGUUUUAUUUGUAA